Messenger RNA from Zeugodacus cucurbitae (melon fly), 3151 nucleotides. Its product is annotated as zinc finger protein 420-like. Gene Ontology annotation, cellular component: nucleus. Lineage: Eukaryota; Metazoa; Arthropoda; Insecta; Diptera; Tephritidae. Bases 256 to 2721 code for a protein of 821 amino acids. The transcript has a single exon. The record is from RefSeq and is a predicted model, not a curated record. Gene Ontology annotation, biological process: regulation of transcription by RNA polymerase II. Gene Ontology annotation, molecular function: RNA polymerase II transcription regulatory region sequence-specific DNA binding; DNA-binding transcription factor activity, RNA polymerase II-specific; zinc ion binding.
GUAAAUUAUCAUUCUUCGAUGCUUAUUUAUUAUAUUUAAUUUUUUUUUAGUUUUUAGUAUAUAAUUUGGUAUAAUUAGUUUAAUUUUUUUUUAAUUAAGAUUUAUGCUUCAAAUUCAAAUACAAAGCAGUGUGGCAACCACGACCAUUGUUAUUGUGGGGAAAAAUUAUUGACAUAUAAAACAAUUUCAGACUGAUUUAAUAUUUUGUUCAUAAUUUGUAAAUAAAUGUAAACUAGAAAAUAAGAACGUAUUGAAAUGAGUAACGAAGCUUUAUACUGUAUAAAUGCGAUUUGUCGAAUUUGCCUGGAACAGCUACACAAUGGAAAUAUGUACGAUAUAUUUGCUAUACCUGGAUUAGCCAAAAAGUUAUGUGUUUGUGCUGCAUUAUCCGUGGAGCCCCACGACGGAUUUCCUCGUAAUAUAUGUGGAGUUUGUUAUACCCGUUUAAAUGACAUGCAAGAUUUUCUAAAAAUGUGCUUAGAAUCCGUAGAGAAAUUUCAGGAAUUGGUGGCUAAAAAUUUAAUUACUGACCAAGCUAUUGCGCUGGCUGUGUUGGAAACGGGUGAUGUAGAUGCACAAAACCCAGGUAUUGAUGAUGAUGAGCCUACGGACUUUGAUCCACUAUUAAAUCAUAAAUUAGAAAUUAUUGAAAAUGCCGAGGAUGUUUUUAAGAUGUUGGAAAAUGUUGACAAGGAAGUUAUUGAUAAUGUGGUAGAUAUUAAACCCAUAAUUUCUAUUAAUGAUAAAAAUAUACCUGACGUAAAAAAUUUAAACAGUGAUAAUUCCGAUUUUCAUGAUAAUGAUGGAUCUGAUUAUAAACCGUUUAACGACGACUAUGGUGUGGAUAAAAGUAGUGAUGAAAGCGACGAUGAAAAACCAUUGGCUGCACGUUUGCGAAAGUCUCGUAGGUCCAAAAGAGCAUUAAGAGCUGAAAAUAUAAUCGAUGAUGGGCUCGAUGCAGCUGAUUACGAGGAAGUCAUUAAAAAGAAAAACACAAAGCAGAAACGCCGACCGCGAAUAGAAGGAGAGGAUUCAUCCGCAAAUGCCAUAGAAUGCCACAUUUGUCAAAAGAAGUUCCGGAAAGCAGAAAGAUACGAAGAGCAUAUGCGACAUCACAAUGACAAGUUACCUCAUCAGUGUACAGUCGAAUCAUGUUCGAAGGGGUUUACAACAGCUAAUGGUCUGCGAUUGCAUAUGGAGCAUUGUCACGCUGAGACAUGCGAAAGUUUUCCGUGUCCCGAAGAAGGUUGCGGUCGCACGUUCCCACGAACACGUUUACUUAAUUGGCACUUGCGUAAGGUGCAUAAAAUUGCAAAAGAGUUGCGCGAAGCGAAAUGUUAUACCUGUGGUCAAUGCGAAAAAAUUUUCCGUUGUCCCAUGGCGCUUAAAAAGCAUAUGUAUAAACAUGAUGGCAAAGAGCUGCCAUUCCCAUGUAACAUCUGCGGUAAACGUUUCGUCAUCAAUAGUGCACUUAAGGAUCAUCUUAUGAGACAUGCGGGCAUAAAAAACUACGUCUGUCCCUACUGUGGUGUUGGCAAAACAACGCGACAAGAAUGGAACACACACAUAAACACGCACACGCAAGAGAAGAAAUUCAAUUGCCCACAAUGUACAUAUGCGUCACACAAUAAGCAAAACUUGCGAAUGCAUGUGAAAAUCGUGCAUGAAAAGAUCAAGGAUUACGCUUGCCAGUACUGUGGCAAGACGUUUGGUAAGUCAAACGCUUGCAAAAUGCAUGAAAUGACGCAUACCGGCGAAAAGCGUUGUGAGUGCAAAGUGUGUGGGAAGCGUUUUCUUUAUGCCAAAGCACUGACAAAACACCUUAAAACACAUGAGAAGCGUGUAUUACGUGCCAUUGAGGUGUAUCGCAAGCGACAAAUAGAAAAUGGCUUUAUGCCGGCCGAUGCGCCGGAUAUACCCAUACCCGAAUUGCCAUCCACGGAAUCACACACACAGGAGGCGCACCAAAAAGUGGCUGAGGAAAUACUCAAGGUUUGUGCUGAAUCUACCGCUACAAUACCGAAAAAUCCUCGACGUGUUGAACGCGUCGAUAUAUCGGAAUUGGCAGGCACUGCUGUAAACCCCAUACCAUCAGUCGCCGUACCGUCUUGGUCGCCGCAAAUAAAUUUUAUGAUGAAAGAGGGACCCUACAUCUGUCCGGAUUGUGGUCAAGGCUUUAACGGCCAAGGAAAUCUGAAACGACAUCAUCGCAUUGUACACGAAGGUGUUAAAGAUUUUGCAUGUCGCUUCUGCCACAAACGAUUUGCCAAAGCGCAGACGCUGAAACACCAUGAAAUGACGCACACUGGCGAAAAGCCGCAUGAGUGUAGCAAUUGUGGAAAGCGUUUCAUCCAGUAUGUGGCACUGAAGCGACACAUGAAAAUACACAUGAGUAAACCGCCGCCCGUCAUACCGUCCAGCGUGUACGAGGCCCGCGAGGAGUUGGAGAUGCAGGAGCGUGAAAAGUUGGCAACCAAACGUAAAAAGCUUGAAGCACGUGCAGCUAUUGCCGAACUUGCCCGCGAACAACUUAAUGAAAUGGUGCUGCAAGAGCCGGACGACAAAGUGCAAUCGCAAGCGGAUUCAGCAAAACAACAAGUAAUGCAGGAAAAUCAAGAAGUUCUGAAAAACGACCCUACACCGGUGUUAGAAACGAAAUCUGCAGUUAAUGCGGGUUUAGGUGAUUUUAUGCAUACGGAAGUAAGCAGCAAGGAUUCGUGAGCGAAAAAUAAUCCGAUUUGGAAAGAACUGAAUUUGCAUUGCCUUUUCAUAGCAUUCGCACAUCCAUGUACUUUAAACGUACUGGAGACGAUGUUAUGUACUUUUCUAGUGAAAGCUUAUCGCCGAAUUAAGUGGUUUUAAGUGGUCAAAAAGAACAAAAAUCGAGUUUUGUUGUAAACUGUUUUUUAUAAUUGAGUGGAUCAAAUUUGCAGUAUAAUUUGUUUAAUUUCGAACAAAGUUUAUCUCAUUUCAUAAAGCUAUAUACGUUUUUACGAAUCUGGAAUGAAGGAAUGGGUUCCACUUUAAGUGCCACACACACACACGUUAUGCAAUAAAGAUACAUACGUGAUUGAAAAUACAUUUUUAUGUAUGUUAAAAACUUGUAUAUGCUAAUUUACUUAAAUAUCUAUAAAUAUAUUUAUAAUUUGUU